AAAUACAAAAUUGGUUUGAUAGAUGAAUAGUAAAAGACGUGUAAGAAGAUUUAAAUGGAAUCACCGAAUCUUGAGAGGGAGUUAAGAAAAGAAAAAAGACGUGGAAGUAAGGAAAAGUGGGUCCUCCUACUCAUCAAAUUGAUGAGAUUGGCAAGUGGUGGCAACGCGCUAAUCAAUAAUCAUAUAAUCCCCCACUUUUAUCCAAAUUAUUAUUUGGUUAUAAAUACAUUUCCACUUGUCCAUUACCUUCUCCAACCAACAACAACGAUCUCCUUCAAACAUUCCAAACAAACAUAAACAAUGGAAGCUACAAUGAUCUCUUCGUCGGCUUUGAUAUCACCUCUCAGGUUCCAUCCAUUGGUGUUUUCCGCGAAUAAAAUGAUGAUUAAGAAGAAGAAGAAGAUGAUGAUGAGCGUUUCUGCGGCUGCGUCUUCAGGAAAGGACCAUUACUACGGAGGAGGGAGACUGGUGGACGAGAACAUGAUCGUUCUGAGGAAACGCAUCCACGAGAUGAAGAUGGUUGAGAGAAACUACGAGCCUCCUUCUCACUGGAUGGAUUGGGAGAAGCGUUUCUACAGCAGCUACGACUCUGUCAUCUGCGAAUCCGUUGGUCUUCUCCAGAGCUUCCUCAUGAAUUCUCGGCCCACAGUUGCAAUCGCAACGCUGCUUCUCCUCAUCGUUAGUGUUCCCGUUUCCUCCUCUGUUUUAGCCUUUCGCCUUCUUGACCUCCUCCAGUGGGUUCUCGCCGCCGCAACUUCGGGUCACGUGGGCUGAUCUGCUCGGCCCAUUUCACUUUUUUUCCUUUUACUUACCCACACUCUUUUUUUUUUGUUGGUUAUGUAUACUGUAAACACACAUAAUAUUCUUUAUAUUAUUUAUCUGAUUUUUUUACUUUAGCUUAAGAUAUAUGUUUAAAAAUCGUGUAAUUAAUUUAUUCUUUCUUUCAUCAAGUUUGUGUAAAUUUCUUGCUUUAUUAUAUGCCAAUGUGACAAAAAAAAGAGAGAGGAUAAUACG
Messenger RNA from Brassica rapa (field mustard), 1014 nucleotides. RefSeq lists its product as uncharacterized. The record is from RefSeq and is a predicted model, not a curated record. NCBI's taxonomy places the organism in Eukaryota, Viridiplantae, Streptophyta, Magnoliopsida, Brassicales, Brassicaceae.